This is a messenger RNA of Sinocyclocheilus grahami, 2730 nucleotides long. Its product is annotated as collagen alpha-1(XIII) chain-like. The transcript is spliced from 28 exons. The record is from RefSeq and is a predicted model, not a curated record. Bases 323 to 1966 code for a protein of 547 amino acids. Lineage: Eukaryota; Metazoa; Chordata; Actinopteri; Cypriniformes; Cyprinidae.
GUGAGCGCUGCAGAGCGCGUAGUGUGUGUCAGGUUUCAUUCUGAGAGAGACUCAAGCGCGCAGCAGUCAGACAAACCCGUCAAAUGGCACGACUGAAGCACACGGACUCCCACUAGAGCCGGAGAUCACUCAACAGUCAUCUCCAUGCACUUGUAUGAGCAGCAUGCCUCUGUUGAGGUAAUUUUGAAGAUUGAUAUUUUCACGUGAAAAGCGGGUUAAUUGACUGAAAGGAGAACUUUAAUCAAUUUAUUUGAGCACGACCCCCGUUCAGCGUGAUAAAGUGCUGGAUAAACAUCAAAUUGCCUACAUAAGUCUCACAGACAUGGAGGACAUGAAAUUGCGAGUAUCACCUCAUUCCAGUCGGGAGAGGACCUGCGUUCAGCAUCCUUGCCAAAAGCGCAUUUUGACGAACUGGAAGGACGUCUGUGCAAUCUGCGUGUGCUUGAUCUCGUUUGGAGUUUGUGUGUUGCUUUACCUGAGGACAUCAGAUCUGCAGUCCAGGGUGCUCAGUUUGGAAAAGGACAGAGAUCCUCGUAUCUCCAGUUGGAUCUCUCUGGAACAGGUGGAGCCCGUCCUGUGGAGUCGACUGGAUCAGAUAUUAGAGGAGAAAUUAGCAGCACGUCUACCGAAGAUCCGGGCGGCUCGGGAUGCACCUCAUAACUGCAUCUGUCCACCAGGUCCUCCUGGUCCACCUGGACGAGCAGGCUUUCCGGGAGACAAAGGAUCAAUGGGCAUUCCUGGAAGAAUGGGCUUAAAGGGAAACCUGGGGGAGAAGGGAGCGCCAGGAGAGCCAGGUCUGUCUAUCAUUGGCCCACGAGGACCUCCUGGACAACCCGGUACUAGAGGAUUUCCAGGCUUUCCGGGCCCCAUCGGCUUGGACGGGAAACCUGGACAGAAUGGUCCAAAAGGUGAUAUGGGUCCUCGUGGUCCUAAAGGAGUACCAGGUGAACCUGGUCCAAAAGGAGAGAAGGGUGUAUGUGGUGACUAUACUCACAGGAAACGCCGAAUUGUCAACGUCUGUGCUGGAGGACAGGCCACACAGGGCGAUCCCGGAGCGCAAGGACCACCGGGACCUCCUGGCCCCCCAGGGCCUCCAGGGAAUCCUGGCCUAACUGGUGCUAGUGGGCCCCCGGGUAAACCCGGAGAACCUGGAAAACCUGGAAAAGACCCAAGGAUGCUACCGGGGCUGAAGGGUGAACCCGGUGUACCUGGACAAAAGGGUGAUCAUGGUGAAGCUGGUCCAAGUGGACCUGAAGGCCCCAAGGGAAUUAAAGGAGAUGAAGGAAUUAAGGGAGAGCCUGGUUUCCCAGGCGCCCCUGGACGAAAGGGUCAGGCAGGUGUUUCUGGUAUCCCUGGAAAACGGGGCUACAAGGGUCCAAGAGGAAAGCCAGGAGAACAGGGACCCAUCGGCCCUGCUGGACCUGAGGGACCACAGGGAGAAGGAGGAGUCAUGGGCUUGCCUGGGGCAAAAGGACACAAGGGAGACAUGGGCCCCUCAGGAUCAGCUGGUCUAAAAGGUGAACCUGGGGAGAAAGGGGAUAAAGCAGAGCUGGUCUAUGGGCCCGCUGGACCUCCAGGACCUGCAGGGCCAGUUGGGCCAAUGGGACCUCCAGGUUUGUCAGGACCAAAGGGAGAACCAGGAAUAGGCCUGAGAGGAGAGAAGGGAUCACCUGGACAGAAAGGAGAGAAAGGAGACAGGGGCCAUCUCGGACUCCCUGGGGCUCAUGGUUUAGACGGCAGACCUGGUCCAGUGGUGAGUGGCGCAAGACCCGUUCCCAUCAUCCACCCCUUUAUUUCCAUCCAUCCCUCUCUCGUUUCCCCCUCCGCAGUGUCUGCCUGCUUCUCUCUUUCUGUCUGUCUGCCUCUGCUUGAACUGUUGCUUGCUUGCUUCUACGUUUUUGUCUUUUCUGUGUUGUCUAAUGUUCAAGGCCUUGUUUUGAUCUCUAUUGAGGUUGCAUCGGCAUGAGUAUGACUUUGAUUUGACUUUGUCCCUAAGCCUGUUUGGCUGUUGCCUCUUGCUGUUUCCAGAGGUACCGUGCUUGGUUGAUUUCUCAACCUGACAACACGCGAGUGACUGAAGGGAAGCAUGGCCAAACACUUAUAAACAUUUCUCUCUCUCUCUCUAAUGCACUUUGUUUUUUGUUUAAAUAUGCACUUAGUGCUCUUCAAAAGCGAAUAUUCCCUUUGCAUUUCAUGCUGUCGCAGCCCUCUAUACCUUUACAUAUUCAAACAUGCUUGACCUUUCGAAGGCUUAAUUUGCUCCAAACUUCAGAGCUUUGUUUCAUUCCACGACAAGCUUUGAUCUUGUAAUGUCAUACCAGCAGAGAGCAUGAUGGGAUGCGGCUGCAUGAACUAUGAUUUAAUGGCAUACAACUGUACAAAUGGCUGAGAAGCAAGACUCCCGAAAAAGCAAGAUGUCUAACAGCCCUUCUGUUGAAUCCUCUCCAAGUCAUGGGAGGAAAAUAGAAGAUGGAUUUGCUGUUAUAUUUACUUGCGUGUCUGUUUAUUUCUGCUUAGAUCAACAAACUUUGGAGUUUUGUGGAAUUCCUCUGCAGACUGGUCCUCAGAUGGCUCUUUUUAAACAUAUAAGGAGUUUAAAUUGCUCUUAUUCGGCUCAGAAAAGUUUGUUGAUCUAUUGGUGCUCAACACUGAUUAGUUUCUAUCCGUUCUCUAAACUCUUUACCCACCGCCGUCUCCUCUGUUGAAGCUCACGCAUGUCAUUUUCUUUGU